Messenger RNA from Heterobasidion irregulare TC 32-1, 324 nucleotides. RefSeq lists its product as uncharacterized. The transcript has 2 exons. NCBI's taxonomy places the organism in Eukaryota, Fungi, Basidiomycota, Agaricomycetes, Russulales, Bondarzewiaceae. The record is from RefSeq and is a predicted model, not a curated record. Bases 1 to 324 code for a protein of 107 amino acids.
AUGCGCGGAAUCGUGUUCGUUUACAGAGGAAGUUCUAGACCACCUCGACCUAAGGUUCCGAAAUGCAUUCGUGAUGUGGUUGUACCGGAAAUUGACUGGGCAACACUGUUUCGUACAGCGAUGAUGAUCUUGCCAGAUGGUACAGAGAUGGCGAGAAGUGAGUGGCACAGGCGUAAGAACUCGCCUCUGUUCUCCCCAACGCAUUUCGCAAGUAUCCACUACGCCCUUAUCAAUCAUAGAAAAGCACGCUUUAACUCCGGGGCUAGAACUCUUGCUUGUCUCCUGACUUAUAAGAAGCUCAAGCACGCGCGCAUAUGUAGGUAG